UAGACGUCCCUGUUUCACGUUUUAUUCUUUUUAAAGACCUUGAUAAUCUGAAGAUGUCGGAUUUACGCUCAGAGCUGCAGAAGUUUCUGGAAACUUUAAACAUCCAAACCACGUGUGUGGAGCAUCCUCCGGUUUUCACGGUUGAGGAGAUGAUGCCUCACCUGCAGGACGUGAGCGGAGCCGUCACUAAAAACCUCUUCUUGAAGGACAAGAAGAAGAAAGGCCUGUGGCUGGUGUCGGCCCGUCACGACCGUCAGGUGAACCUCAACGACCUCGCCAAGAAGCUCGGCGUCGGCAGCGGCAACCUGCGCUUCGCCGACGAGGCGGCCAUGUUGGAGAAACUCAAGGUGGGUCAGGGAUGUGCGACGGCUCUCGCUCUGCUCUUCGAUAAAGACCAGAGCGUGAAGUUCGUCCUGGACCAGGACCUGGUGGAGGGCGGCCAUGAGAUGGUCUACUUCCACCCAAUGACCAACGCGGCCACCAUGGGGCUCCGACCUGACGACCUGCUGCGCUUCCUGAAGGAGACGGGACACGAACCCGUCCUGCAGAGCUUCGAGUAGGAGAGAGCCGGACGCUGGACGUCGAGCGCCGUUCAAAACCAGGAUCCGGCUUCAGGAAGAGAGUGUCACAGUCGUGUCUCGACAUGGAGAGAACCUGAAGAGACUCAAACAGAACUUCACUGUUUCUGCUUCAAAUAUUUAAAAAUGUCAAAAUUAAACACUAAGAUUUUAAAGUCUUAAUCAAGAAGAGAAGCUUCUCCUCUGUGGUGUCGAUGAGUUCAACUGAAACAGCUCAGUCAGAAUAAUCGGUUUCAAAUGAAGUCGUCUUCAUUUGAAAUCAGCCUCACAGAAUUAUUUAUUUUGAUUAAAAAAUAAUUCUUAAAAAAUC
This is a messenger RNA of Limanda limanda (common dab), 888 nucleotides long. RefSeq names its product prolyl-tRNA synthetase domain containing 1 (gene prorsd1). The transcript is spliced from 4 exons. The coding region runs from base 54 to 560 and encodes 168 amino acids. The record is from RefSeq and is a predicted model, not a curated record. Lineage: Eukaryota; Metazoa; Chordata; Actinopteri; Pleuronectiformes; Pleuronectidae. Gene Ontology annotation, molecular function: aminoacyl-tRNA deacylase activity.